Molecule: messenger RNA, 276 nt
Organism: Chaetomium globosum CBS 148.51
Lineage: Eukaryota; Fungi; Ascomycota; Sordariomycetes; Sordariales; Chaetomiaceae
Exons: 1
Coding region: 1-276 (91 amino acids)
Source: RefSeq, a predicted model, not a curated record
AUGCAACUCACCACCCUCCUCACCCUCACCACCGCGACUCUCGCCUCCGCCGGCGCAGUAGUACCCUCCCAACUACUCCAAGAGCGCCAGGAGGGUCCGAGCGAGUGUGAUAAAGCUCUGCCCUGCAACCCGGGCCAGUACUGCUGCUACAACCGCGGCGACACCUACGUCAUCCAGGUGUGCACCUCGCAGCGCCGCUGGACGCUGAGCUCCGAGUGCGGUGCCAUCGGCUGCUGCGAGUCCGGGGUUGGCGAUACCAAGUUUUGUACUUGUUAG